Molecule: messenger RNA, 1560 nt
Organism: Coffea eugenioides
Lineage: Eukaryota; Viridiplantae; Streptophyta; Magnoliopsida; Gentianales; Rubiaceae
Exons: 2
Coding region: 1-1560 (519 amino acids)
Biological process (GO): defense response
Source: RefSeq, a predicted model, not a curated record
AUGGCACGUAACCUGAAAGCCUUCCAACUUUUGGAAAUCAACGUCAUUUCAGCCCAAGAUUUGGAGCCUGUCUCCAAGAAAAUGAAAACCUAUGCGACUGCAUGGGUGAAUACCUCCCGAAAACUCUCUAGCCGUGUGGAUUCUGGUGGCCAUGUUAACCCUACUUGGAAUGACAAAUUUGUUUUCAGGGUUGAUGAAGAUUUUCUUCGACAAGAUACCUCUGCCGUCCAAAUUGAAAUCCAUGCCGUCCAUUGGUUCAAAGACACCCUCGUUGGCACCGUUCGCGUUCUCGUCGGAAACCUCAUUCCCCCUCUCCUCCGAUCACGCCACCACAACCAUAUUGGCAUGCGAUUCGUUGCCCUUCAGGUACGCCGUCCAUCAGGACGUCCACAGGGAAUACUGAACAUUGGCGUGACAUUACUCGAUAGCUCUAUGCGUAGCAUGCCUUUGUAUACACAAUUAAGCGCUUCAGCCGUUGGUUAUCGUGAUCUAAUGGGGGAGGAUGAUUCACAUCUUCAAAACAACCACACCAAGAUCGAAAAUCAGAAUCCAAACAUCAACAACAACAUCAAUAAUAAUACCACCAAUGCACCGAAUGUGAAGCCAAUUCUGCGCCGUACAAAAAGUGAACGCAGCGAGCGUGUGACAUUUGAUAAAACAUCUCCAAAUGGCUCUGUAGUGGCAAUCCCACUUCAGAAGAAGGGAGCUCUUGAAAAGGAUGAUUCCAUUAUCAGCAUUUCUAAUGAACCAUUUAAGGGAUUUCCAAAGAAAGGGAAGGCAAGUUCGGUGAUCAGCGGUGCAGAGCUCAGGGAGAAGCCUAAAAGUAGAGGGAAAAGAGGUGGCAAGUCUGGUUCGGUGCUUAGUGAUUCCGUUGUUAGCAAAGAGUCUUCCUAUGUUAGGCCCAAAGAUCGGCAGCCUGUUGUCAAGGCCACUGAUUUAAAACCAGCUGUUAAAACCAAAGGGGCCAAUCCCAAGCCUGGGUCUGACAUUGGAAGUGAGCCACCAACAAACAAGGCUGUUGAUGAUAAAUAUGUCACGAUCUCUAAAGCAAUUCCUCCACUGAAAGAGCCACCAAAAAUGGCUAUUGGAAAGCCCGUUCCUAAAUUGAAUGCAUACGAGUAUGGUGGGCCGAAAGCAAAUGGGAAGUAUGUGUUUGGGGCCCCAAUGAAGGCUAACUCUCUUUGGUCGGACUCCGAAGUGGGGCCCUCGCCGUCCGAGGUGGCUGCAGCAAUGGCCGAGAAGAAGUACCCGUUGGACGAGGAGCGGAGCUCGGUGUUGGAUGGAUGGAGCUUGGAUGAAAGCGUCGAAGGACUCAGGUCGAAGCUCGAGAGGUGGCGAACGGAGCUCCCGCCGCUGUAUGAUCGCGGUUACGCGUCGAGCAGCUUCCGGUCGACGGGGCACCAUAAGAGAAGGCACACAGAUGGUGGCACUGGGAUGUUCUCAUGCUUUGGUAAUAUUUAUGGUUAUGAAUGCCAAUGCAUUUGUGGUAAGCCUCCAGGAAAAAAAACCAUGAGCGCCAGGUAUCAAAGCCCAUCAGUUGGCAGUCGAUCUUUUUUCUGA